CAGAGGAUAAAUAGCAGCUUUGCUUCCCUGGCUCCUCUCUGCAUCCUCCCUGCCCUCCCAACAAUAUGCAUCUUGCCAGUUUGGUCAGCUCCUGCUCCCUUCUACUGCUGUUGGGGGCCUUGCCUGGAUGGGCAGCCAACGAUGACCCCAUUGAGAAGGUCAUCGAAGGGUUCAACCGAGGGCUGAGCAAUGCAGAGAGAGAGGUGGGCAAGGCCCUGGAAGGCAUCAAUAAUGGAAUCACUCAAGCCGGAAGGGAAGUGGAGAAAGUUUUUAAUGGACUUAGCAACAUGGGCAGCCAGGCCGGCAAGGAGGUGGACAAGGGCAUCCAGGGAUUCAACAAUGGCUUGGACAAGGUAGCCCAUGGGAUCAACAAUGGCGUCGGACAAGCAGGAAAGGAAGCAGAGAAGUUUGUCCAUGGGGUCAACCACGCUGCUGGACAGGCCGGAAAGGAAGCAGACAAAGUGGUCCACAAUGGGGUCAACCAGGCUGGGAAGGAGGCAGAGAAAUUUGGCCAAGAGGUCCACCAUGCUGCUGGCCAGGCUGGAAAGGAAGCGGAGAAGUUUGGCCAAGGGGUCCACCACGCUGCUGGCCAGGCUGGGAAGGAGGCAGACAAGUUGCAGCAGAAUGUUCAUAAUGGGGUCAACCAAGCCGGCAAGGAAGCCAACCAGCUGCUGAAUGGCAGUCAACACGGCGGUUCCACGGGCCAGCAUGGAGGGGCCACAACCACAACCUUAACGUCUGGAGCCUCGGUCAACAAGCCCUUCAUCAACUUCCCAGCUCUGUGGAGGAGCGUCACCGACAUCAUUCCCUGA
Messenger RNA from Ceratotherium simum simum (southern white rhinoceros), 812 nucleotides. The record is from RefSeq and is a predicted model, not a curated record. Lineage: Eukaryota; Metazoa; Chordata; Mammalia; Perissodactyla; Rhinocerotidae.